CGCAUAUUUGGUUUUAUUCAGUAUUUCAUAAAGAGGUAUCAAAAUAAAAGAAACAAAAUGACUCGGUUAAGCUAUAUCGUGACGAUCAUCAGUAUUGCAAUAAUGUGUGUCGUCGCGAAAGAACUAUACUCUGAUAAAUAUGACAACACUGACGUCGCAAGUAUCCUUCAAAACGAUAAACUACGUAAUCAAUACUAUAAUUGUGUUAUAGAAAAGUCGCCAUGUAUAACAGCAGAUGCAAAGUUCUUAAAAGAAGUUAUAUUUGAAGCUCUCUAUACCAAUUGUGAGAGAUGUACUGAUAAACAAAAGGAAGAAUUCAAGGUAAUAAUGGAAUGGUACACAAAAAAUAAACCUGAAGAGUGGAAAAUUCUUCUCGACAAAUCUAAGGAGAUUCAAAAGAAGAACACUGGCCAAUGAUCCUAUAAUAUAUUCAUAUUAAAACAAUGGACGAGAAAGGCAUGAAAAAAAAACAGAAAAUGUUAAUCAUCUAUGAAAUUAAUUAAUUGUUUGUAUUGAAAAAUAUUUCGGGAAAGGGAGAAAUAUCAAGAUACUAUAAUUAUUAAUAUAAUCAGUGCUUGUAUUAUGCUACUGAAAUACACUAUGCUACUGAAAAGCA
Monomorium pharaonis (pharaoh ant) is the source of this 616-nucleotide messenger RNA. Its product is annotated as ejaculatory bulb-specific protein 3. The transcript has 2 exons. The record is from RefSeq and is a predicted model, not a curated record. NCBI's taxonomy places the organism in Eukaryota, Metazoa, Arthropoda, Insecta, Hymenoptera, Formicidae. Bases 58 to 417 code for a protein of 119 amino acids.